This is a messenger RNA of Pangasianodon hypophthalmus (striped catfish), 1185 nucleotides long. RefSeq names its product ADP-ribosylation factor-like 2 (gene arl2). The coding region runs from base 192 to 746 and encodes 184 amino acids. Gene Ontology annotation, molecular function: GTPase activity; GTP binding. Gene Ontology annotation, cellular component: cytoplasm; microtubule cytoskeleton. Gene Ontology annotation, biological process: protein folding. NCBI's taxonomy places the organism in Eukaryota, Metazoa, Chordata, Actinopteri, Siluriformes, Pangasiidae. The record is from RefSeq and is a predicted model, not a curated record. The transcript is spliced from 5 exons.
AUUUCGCGGUGGUUGUUGUGACCAAUAAUGUUUGAGGAUGUUGGAGUCAACAGCAGCAACACUUCCUGGUUUGAUGAAAGCGGUGAAGUCGUGAAGGAGUGAUGCUUCUCUUAAAACAGAAAAGAUAGCUGUGUUGUUUUUAGAGCUGUAAAGUGUUUCAUUGUAUUAUUUUGUUUUGUGAGAGUUUCGCAAUGGGUUUACUGACGAUAUUAAAGAAGCUGAAACAUAAGGAGCGAGAGAUGCGCCUGCUGAUGCUUGGGCUGGACAAUGCUGGAAAAACCACCAUACUGAAGAAGUUUAAUGGCGAGGAUGUCAGCACCAUUUCUCCCACAUUAGGAUUCAACAUAAAGACACUAGAACACAGAGGGUUCAAGUUGAACAUCUGGGAUGUGGGGGGUCAGAGGUCACUGCGGUCGUACUGGAGGAAUUAUUUUGAGAGCACAGAUGGACUGGUGUGGGUGGUGGACAGUGCAGACAGACUGAGACUGGAGGACUGCAGGAAGGAACUCGGUGCACUUUUACUGGAGGAGAGACUAGCAGGAGCCACCCUCCUAGUGUUCGCCAACAAACAGGAUUUGCCUGGUGCAUUGUCUAAGGAUGCCAUCAGAGAGGCGCUAGCUCUGGAUGAGAUUAAGACACAUCACUGGUGUAUAGUGGGCUGCAGUGCAGUGACUGGAGAGAACCUCCUGACAGGCGUAGACUGGCUCCUGGAUGACAUCGGUGCUCGCAUUUUUACAGCAGACUGAGAAAAGAGCCUUGUAUUUUAAUGUUGUGAUAUAACUGUAGAAACAGCAUCUUAUCUAUGGUUAUAACCCUGAGGAGGCAUCAUAACUAAUGCACCAGUGUGCAUGGUUAUAGUUGUUUUUUUUUUUCCUUUCAGAUCAGUAACAUUAACAGUGCAACACUCUUGGUGCCUUUAUUAAGGACCUAUUUUAGCCUCAUGUUGCCACAUAACCCACAUAAGGCUAAAUGUUUGUGUUAAGGAGAAAACUGUAGAGUGUUCAAAUUGUACCAUUCUGGGAUUAAGUUGAGAAAUGCAUUCAGUGUUUAAGCUGUUAAUGCCUGAACCUCAGCCAAUGGCCACUGUUUGCUGUUCAUAUGGUUUCAGAGGUUUAUGCAUUUAUCAAAUUAUUUCUGCACUGCUUGUAAAGUGAUCAUUUCAAAAUAAAAUUUUGAAAGACUUGA